Messenger RNA from Clupea harengus (Atlantic herring), 1613 nucleotides. Its product is annotated as E3 ubiquitin-protein ligase TRIM35-like. The transcript has 6 exons. Gene Ontology annotation, molecular function: protein binding. NCBI's taxonomy places the organism in Eukaryota, Metazoa, Chordata, Actinopteri, Clupeiformes, Clupeidae. The record is from RefSeq and is a predicted model, not a curated record. The coding region runs from base 1 to 1101 and encodes 366 amino acids.
AUGUGUCUGGUGUGUCGGGACUCAAAACUUCACAGGAAUCAUCAGUUCAGUCCCAUUGCUGAAGCAGCAGUUGACCACAAGGAGGAGCUCAAGGUCAACGUGGAUCCCUUAAAGGAAAAGCUAAAGGCUUUUGAAAAAGUAAAACUCACCUAUGAUGAAACAGCAAAACACAUUAAGACUCAGGCCCAGCAUACACAGAAGCAGAUCAUGGAGGAGUUUGAUAAGCUUCACCAGUUUCUACGAGAUGAAGAGGCAGCCAGGAUAGCUGCACUGAGGGAGGAAGAGGAGCGGAAGAGUCAGAUGAUGAAGGAGAAGAUUGAGAAGAUGAGCAGAGAGAUCUCAUCUCUUUCAGACACCAUCAGAGCCAUAGAAGAGAAGGUGGGCGCUGAUGACAUCACAUUUCUACAAAACUACAAGAGCACAGUGGAAAGAGCCCAGUGCACACUGCAGGAUCCAGAGAGGGUUUCAGGACCUCUGAUCAAUGUGGCAGAACACCUGGGCAACCUGAAGUUCAGAGUCUGGGAGAAGAUGCAGGAGAUUGUCCAAUACACUCCUGUGACUCUGGAUCCCAACACUGCAGCAUACACUCUCAUCAUGUCUGAGGAUCUGACCAGUGUGAGACAGGGUGAUAAGAGCCAGCAGCUUCCUGAUAACCCAGAGAGAUUUGAAAAGUAUGCCAGUGUCCUGGGCUCUGAGGGCUUUAACUCAGGGACUAACUGCUGGGAUGUGGAGGUUGGAGAGAACACAUGGUGGCAGGUGGGUGUGAUGACAGAGUCUCUCCAGAGGAAGGGAAACUAUUACUCCAUGAGUGGACUGUGGUAUGUGGGGUAUAAAGAUGGUAAAUAUGGAGCAUGUUCUACACCACAGCCCUCCACUCUCCUCACAGUGAAGCAGAAACUCCAUAGGAUCAGAGUGCAGCUGGACUGGGACAGAGGAGAGCUGUCAUUCUCUGACCCUGAUAAUAACACACACCUACACACUUUCACACACACUUUUACUGAGAGAGUGUUUCCAUACUUUGGUAUUGGCUGUAAACUCUCUCCUCUGAGGAUGUUACCAGUGAGAGCUUCAGUGAAAGUAGAGAAGCACAGCAAGAGAUGAUGUCACUUCCUUUUGCCAGGUUAAUAAUAACUUUUUUAUGGUGUUAAAAUGUCUUCAUGCAUUAACCAUUCUGACUAAUUGGUUUUAUUGUUAGUUGCCUUAAGAAAAUCCCACAGGUGUCACGUGAUCUGAACUCUGUAAAUAUUACAAAUUGAAGGGCAAACAUCUUUGACAGAAAUGUAAAUUAAAUUCCUAAACAAGUUACUUUCAUUUUCUAAAGGUACGCUGAUGUUGGCUAAAUUUGUCCAUCCUUCAGUAUAAUCUGUUAAAUCCCACUGAGGUCCUGAAACAGUGGAGCAGCUCAGCUUCAGCUUCAUUAGUCUGAUCAGACUCUGACACUGAUGUUAACACUGAAACUAAAGCUGCUUUAAUGGGCUUUAAUCCAUUUUGUGAUUUUAGUUAAUGAGAGUUUUGACUGAUACGAGAGAUAAGGAGUUAUAAGCAAAAUGUUUCAGAAAUGUUUCUUGUGGUUGAUGCAGCAAUCUGUCUCUAUUCCAGUAAAGAGCUGUAAC